AUGGCUAUGUUGGAGAGAAGAAGAGAGUCGAUCUCUGGGCUGGACGAGGACACCUUUGAUGAUUUUGUGCAAAAAGACCAUGACGCCUGGAGUGAGAAAACCGUGAUGAGCACUGUUUUUCUGAUCAUCCGAGGCUCGGCAGACAUACCAUUCAGAGAAGAGAACCUCUUUGGAAAUCUGGACCCGCUCGCAGAAGGCAUUGUUUCUGCAAAGCCAGACUUUUACGACGGCACUCUGGCAGCGGAAUAUGAUAAGGUUGUUCAUCAACUCCUUGGCUCCUCUAUUAUCCCUUCAACGCAAGACCACCUCCCUAUCGCGCCCAAAGUUCUUCUGUGA
Messenger RNA from Aspergillus calidoustus, 336 nucleotides. The record is from the annotation of a GenBank genome assembly. Lineage: Eukaryota; Fungi; Ascomycota; Eurotiomycetes; Eurotiales; Aspergillaceae.